GAUGUUUUGAGGCAAACAGCUAAACCUCAGCAGAGAGCAGUCACUCUCCUUGAUUUAAAAUUUAAGAAUUAAUUUUAAAUUUGCAGAAAAUAAUAAAAAUGUGACCUAAGCUGCACCGAUAUGAUUUCUCAGCACAUAUUGCUAUUUUGUGGGAUAUUUAUUGGUUUUCUCUUUGUUCAGCAACUCAUAAAUGUUAGAUUUGACCUUUUAGCCAGAGCACUUGCAUCUCCACAUACUCUUUCCUCUCAAGCCAAAAGUCAUGCAUGGAAAAAGAAUGAUGAGCAGGCACGGUCCCUGUAUUCCAAUGUGCGUGUGUUGUGUUGGGUCAUGACGAGGCCUGAAAAUCUGCAGAAAAAGCUCCAGCACAUUCGUGCCACCUGGGCUAAACACUGUAACCAGGUGCUGUACAUGAGCUCGCAGAGCUCCGACUUCCCCACCGUGGGGCUCAACGUCAGCGAGGGCCGAUCUCAGCUGUACUGGAAGACCAUCCGUGCCUUUCAGUACCUCCAUGCGCACCACCUCCAGCACGCCGACUGGUUCCUCAAAGCAGAUGAUGACACAUUUGUGGUGGUUGAAAACCUGAGAUACCUACUUUCCCAUCAUGACACUGAAGAGCCUGUUUAUUUCGGCCACAAGUUCCGGCCGUUCAUACGUCAGGGUUACAUGAGCGGAGGAGCCGGAUACGUUCUGAGCCGAGAGGCUCUCAGGAGAUUUGUGCAAGGUUUCAGCACGGGACGCUGCAAGCAUUUCAGCUCCGUGGAGGACAUGGCCUUGGGAAAGUGCAUGGAGACCAUGGGAGUGAAAGCCGGGGAUUCAAGAGAUCCAAACAAACGAGAAACAUUUAAUCCUUUUAGACCAGAAACCCACCUCAUUCCCCCAAAGAAUGGAAAACAGACCUGGGGCUACAGUUACUACAAAACCAGACGGGGCCCGGACUGCUGUGCGGAUUUUGCAAUAUCGUUUCAUUAUGUGAAACCUGCAGACAUGUACAUGUUGGAGUAUUUUGCACAUCACCUGCGACCAUUUGGAUACAAGUACAGAUUCAACACUAUUCAACAAAACAGCACCAGUGAACUUUACACAUUACAAAUACAAUAGACAAAAAUAAAAAACACAAAGAUGUUUAAUGUG
Megalobrama amblycephala (Wuchang bream) is the source of this 1131-nucleotide messenger RNA. RefSeq names its product glycoprotein-N-acetylgalactosamine 3-beta-galactosyltransferase 1-like. Gene Ontology annotation, molecular function: N-acetylgalactosaminide beta-1,3-galactosyltransferase activity. Lineage: Eukaryota; Metazoa; Chordata; Actinopteri; Cypriniformes; Xenocyprididae. The record is from RefSeq and is a predicted model, not a curated record. The transcript has 4 exons. Gene Ontology annotation, cellular component: membrane. The coding region runs from base 121 to 1098 and encodes 325 amino acids.